AUGUUGGAAUUGGGCACUUGUUCGGUCAGCGCUCAGACCCUCUCUGACCGCAAUGCCCUGGCAGUCCCGUCUUUCAAUCAGGGCAUGUGUGGAGGGAGCCCGCCACAGCAAAGUUUCCUCCUCCAGCCGCAGGACCCAGAGAGCUGGCUCAAGCACCGGAGAACCCUGGAGGACGGCUCCCACUCCUGUUCACUCCUGGAGCCCCAGAGCCUGGCUGACAGCUUCCUGUCCCAUGCAUCCAGUUUCGACACGCUCUAUGUCCCCCACGCCUGUCCCAUGGGUCUGGCACCAUCCUCCCUGGAUCUUGGAGGGUCAUGCGAGGGGGCGGCCUCGUUGUGUCUGGACCCCGACAUGCCCGUCAGCCCGAAUAUCAUUAAACGGCGCAGGGGGGGACUCAUUGAACAACGGGACAUCAUUAAAGCACACCAGGCACACAAGAUCCAGAGCACCCCACAGGCCCGGCGCAAGGAAUGGGAAAUGGCUCGCUUCGGAGACGAUGUUCCCGGUCUGCUGGGAGCCGGGGAUGGGGGUUCGGAGCGCAGUCGGAACCGGGAUGCACCGGCGGUAUCCACAGGUGGAGUUUCACCAGCCUUCAAACAGACCAAAGCGCAACGAGCCCGAACCAUGGCCCUGUACAACCCCAUCCCGGUCCGACAGAACUGCUUCACCGUCAACAGAUCGCUCUUCAUCUUUGGAGAGGACAACAUCGUUAGGAAGUAUGCUAAAAAGAUCAUAGAAUGGCCUCCGUUUGAAUACAUGAUCCUGGCCACCAUUAUCGCCAACUGCAUUGUCCUGGCCUUGGAGCAACACCUGCCUGGAGAGGACAAGACACCCAUGUCAAAAAGACUUGAGAAAACAGAGCCCUACUUUAUAGGAAUGUUUUGUUUUGAAGCCGGAAUAAAAAUCAUUGCCUUGGGAUUUGUAUUCCACAAGGGCUCGUACCUGAGGAAUGGCUGGAACGUCAUGGACUUCAUUGUCGUCCUAAGUGGGAUUCUGGCCACAGCAGGAGCCCACAUGAAUAUUUCAUUAGACCUGCGCACGCUGAGGGCUGUGAGGGUAUUACGGCCCCUUAAACUGGUUUCUGGCAUUCCUAGUCUGCAAAUAGUUCUUAAAUCCAUAAUGAAGGCGAUGGUGCCACUGCUACAGAUUGGUCUGCUGCUGUUUUUUGCCAUUCUCAUGUUUGCUAUUAUCGGACUAGAGUUCUACAGUGGAAGACUCCACAAAAGAUGUGUAGCUUAUUCAAACAUUACAGACUCUGAGAGAGCAGACUCAUCUGAAAUUGAUUUCCCAUGUGGGGCCAAGAAUUGUCCUGAAAAUUAUAACUGCUACGGCCCCUGGCCCGGACCCAACGAUGGCAUCACUCAGUUUGAUAACAUCUUAUUUUCAAUACUCACUGUCUUCCAGUGUAUCACCAUGGAAGGCUGGACAGCUGUACUCUAUAAUACCAACGAUGCCUUAGGCUCUACUUGGAAUUGGCUCUACUUCAUUCCUCUAAUAAUAAUUGGCUCCUUCUUUGUGUUGAAUCUGGUAUUAGGAGUCCUGUCAGGGGAGUUUGCUAAAGAGCGAGAGCGGGUGGAGAACCGAAGAGCCUUCAUGAAGCUCAGAAGACAGCAACAGAUCGAGAGGGAGCUGAAUGGGUAUCGGGCCUGGAUCGACCGUGCAGAGGAGGUGAUGCUUGCAGAGGAGAACAAGAAUUCAGGACCUUCUGCUUUAGAUGUGCUAAAAAGAGCCACCACAAUAAAGAGAAGAGGGGUGGAUGAUGUUCGGAGAUCUCCAGAGGAACAGUAUGCUGACAUAUCGUCUGUAGGGAUGCCAUUGAACAGAGCCAGCAUACGCAGUGCUAAAAGAGGACCAACGUCCUAUUUCCGUCGGAAAGAACGCAUGCUACGGAUUUCCGUUCGCCGUAUGGUGAAGACUCACACCUUCUACUGGAUCGUUCUGAGUCUGGUGGCCCUCAACACUUUCUGUGUCGCCAUCGUACACCACAAGCAGCCUCAGUGGCUGUCUAGUCUCCUUUACUUUGCAGAGUUCCUGUUUCUAGGCCUGUUUCUUACAGAGAUGUUUCUCAAGAUGUAUGGACUUGGGCCCAGACUCUAUUUCCACUCCUCCUUCAACUGCUUUGAUUUUGGGGUGAUAGUAGGCAGUAUUUUUGAGGUGCUUUGGGGGUUCUUCAGACCUGGCACAUCCUUUGGGAUCAGCGUUCUGCGUGCCUUGCGGUUGUUGAGAAUUUUCAAGAUCACAAAGUACUGGGUGUCCCUGAGGAACCUGGUUGUGUCUCUGAUGAACUCCAUGAAGUCCAUUAUUAGUUUGCUCUUCCUGCUUUUCCUCUUCAUUGUGGUCUUUGCACUUCUGGGCAUGCAGCUCUUUGGUGGAAGGUUCAUCUUUGAAGACUACACACCCACAAAUUUUGACACUUUUCCAGCAGCCAUCAUGACCGUGUUUCAAAUUCUCACUGGCGAGGACUGGAAUGAAGUCAUGUACAAUGGCAUCCGGUCUCAAGGUGGCGUGAAGUCUGGGAUGUGGUCGUCUGUCUACUUCAUUGUUCUGACUUUGUUUGGAAAUUAUACACUGCUCAACGUCUUCUUGGCUAUCGCUGUUGACAAUUUGGCCAAUGCCCAGGAGCUCACAAAGGAUCAAGAGGAGGAGGAAGAGGCGUUUAAUCAGAAACAUGCCCUGCAGAAAGCCAAGGAGGUUGGGCCAAUGUCCUCUUUCAUGUCCUCAGAGUAAAAGAGGCGUCCCUACCUGUACAGGAAGCGUGCAAUUCACCGGAGCCGUGCGGCUUACUCCUUUGAGGAUUCAGAGAGUCUAGCUGAUGCUCGUCCACUCAAUGCCUCUAACUCUUUCAUGUCCAGGAGAGAGAGAAGGAGGAGAUUGACCAUGUCAGUUUGGGAGCAGAGGACCAGCCAGUUGCGCCGACACAGACAGAUGCCCAGCCGCGAGAUCCUUUUCAGCAGCCCCAGUGAGGAGCACGAUGGACCACCUGGCUGCCUUCACCACAAGAAGCCUGGGAUAUCUCCGUCUAACAGCAAGCGCAUAGCCAUCGAGACCACAACAACCACCACCAUGCCGGAGGCUACCUUAGAGCCACCCAUGGCUAUGGACAUGCCCGUGGAUGAGCAAGCUCUGUCCAUUCCUAUUCCUGAACCCCCUUUAGCUAUUCCAAUACCGGAGCCACCAAUGCCUGUGGACAUAUCCCUCCCUGAACCCCCAGUGACACUGAACCUACCCCUAACAGAGCUGUCUGAAUCAAAGACUUCACCCGAGGGCACUCUGGACAUCAACAACCAUUGCCCCAGACUGAAUGGAAACAGGCGGCAGCGGGCAGUCCGUAAGUACAGGCCUCCUGCGAUGGGGGACACGCUGACCCCUGAUAUGGGGCCCAGGCCCCGACGCCCACACCACCGUGAACCUCAAACAGAUGCCAGGGGUAAAGAAACACAACAAGGAGACGGUGGUGUUGACAGUAGAGAACAAAGGCCAUGGAAUGAGGGAGAUGAAAAGGAUUCAAAGAAUGAUGGAGAGAUCAGUCCAGAUGGCAGGGUGCUUGAACAGAGGCAGAACAAACCAGACAACUCUGAAUCAUCAGAAACCAAACCAACCAAUUCCCCCCACAAAAACCCACCUCAGGACUCAGAACCUGCAACUCUACAGCUCACUGACAGAACUCUCCAGCAGUCCCCACAGGCAACUUUGGGUGCCGGCGAGACCGAUAAUAACAACCACGGAUGCUUGAAUCAGGAUAAGUCCUCCUUCAACACCAGCAUCAUGAUAGAGGUCACCGACACUCAGCCAUCCAUGGAGCUGACCUCCAUUACGGGUAAUAGUAAAGACGUGGAGGCCUCAAAACCAGAGAAAGAAGAGGAAACCCCAGAUGCACCAGAAGCCCCUCCACCUGUCAGCAUGUUCAUCUUCAAACCCAACAACCCUGUCCGCAGGGCCUGCCACUAUAUUGUCAAUCUUCGUUAUUUUGAGAUGUCAAUCCUUCUUGUGAUCGCUGCCAGCAGUAUCGCCUUGGCUGCUGAAGACCCUGUCAACACUAAUUCGGACAGGAACAAAGGUUUGAUCUUACACGAUGGCUCCUAUUUCCGUGACCUGUGGAACAUUCUGGACUUCAUAGUUGUGGUGGGAGCUCUGGUGGCCUUUGCUCUCACGAAUGUAAUGGGGAGUAACACAGGAAGAGACAUUAAAACCAUCAAAUCACUCCGUGUUCUCAGAGUAUUGAGGCCUCUUAAGACUAUUAAAAGACUUCCCAAACUCAAGGCUGUGUUUGACUGUGUGGUCACAUCACUAAAGAAUGUCUUCAACAUCCUCAUCGUCUACAAGCUCUUUAUGUUCAUAUUUGCAGUCAUUGCAGUGCAACUUUUCAAAGGGAAAUUUUACUACUGUACUGACAGUUCCAAGGACACAGAAGACGAGUGCAAGGGUUACUACAUUGACUAUGACAAAGACAAGAAAAAGGAGAAACGAGAGUGGAAGAGACGUGAUUUUCAUUAUGAUAACAUCAUCUGGGCUUUGUUGACUCUCUUCACUGUAUCCACUGGGGAAGGGUGGCCGCAAGUUUUGCAGCACUCUGUGGAUGUGACCGAGGAGGACCGGGGUCCCAGUCAGGGAAACAGAAUGGAGAUGUCCAUCUUUUACAUCAUUUAUUUUGUGGUGUUUCCCUUCUUCUUCGUCAACAUAUUUGUGGCCCUCAUCAUCAUCACCUUCCAAGAGCAGGGUGACAAAAUGAUGGAGGAGUGCAGUCUGGAGAAAAACGAGAGGGCUUGUAUCGACUUUGCCAUCAGUGCCAAACCUUUGACUCGCUAUAUGCCUCAGAACAGACAGACCUUACAGUACCGGCUGUGGCACUUUGUGGUGUCUCCCGUAUUUGAAUACACCAUACUGACGAUGAUCGCCCUUAACACCAUUGUUCUCAUGAUGAAGCAUCAUGAUCCUCGUAUUGAAGGUUAUGACAAUGCGCUAAAAUACCUCAACACUGUGUUCACUGUUAUUUUCACUGUGGAAUGUGUUCUCAAGAUCCUGGCAUUUGGAAUUAUGAAUUAUUUCAGAGACACAUGGAAUAUAUUUGACUUCAUCACAGUCCUAGGAAGCAUCACUGAAAUUGUGGUUGACAAAGUCCACACUGUAAAAGGUUUUAAUAUGGGCUUCCUGAAGUUAUUCCGGGCAGCUCGGCUGAUUAAACUUCUGCGUCAGGGCUACACCAUUCGUAUUCUGCUCUGGACUUUUGUCCAGUCCUUCAAGGCUCUUCCAUAUGUCUGUCUGCUAAUCGCCAUGCUGUUUUUCAUCUAUGCCAUCAUUGGCAUGCAGGUAUUCGGCAACAUCAAGCUAAAUCCCAAAACCCAAAUCAACGAACACAAUAACUUUAGGACAUUUUUUGGUGCUCUCAUGCUGUUGUUUAGGAGUGCAACAGGUGAGUCGUGGCAAGAAAUCAUGUUAUCGUGUUUAGGAGAGAAGGAUUGUGAAAAAGACGAAUCACUCAACAACUCAACAACAAAUGAGAAAAAAGAUUGUGGUACCGAAUUUGCAUACUUCUACUUUGUCUCCUUCAUCUUCUUCAGUUCUUUUCUGAUGCUAAAUCUGUUUGUGGCCGUGAUCAUGGAUAAUUUUGAGUACCUGACGCGUGACUCGUCCAUUCUGGGUCCUCACCACUUGGAUGAGUUUGUACGGAUCUGGGGAGAGUAUGACCGUGCAGCAUGUGGCCGUAUUCAUUACACUGAUAUGUACGAGAUGCUGACCUGCAUGUCGCCACCGCUUGGCCUGGGCAAGAAAUGCCCCUCCAAAGUGGCGUAUAAGCGGUUGGUUCUGAUGAACAUGCCAGUGGAUGAGGACAUGUCCGUCCACUUCACCUCCACUCUUAUGGCCCUGAUACGCACUGCGCUGGACAUUAAAAUCGCUCGAGGGGGUGAGGACAGGGGUCAGAUGGACAUAGAAUUGCAGAAGGAAAUCAGUGUCAUCUGGCCGCACCUCUCCCAGAAAUCUCUUGAUCUGUUUGUACCCAUCCACAAAGCCAGUGACAUGACCAUUGGGAAGAUUUAUGCAGCCAUGAUGAUCAUGGACUACUACAAGCAGAACAAAGCUAAGAAGCUCCGUCAACAGCUUGAGGAACAGAAACAUGCACCGAUGUUCCAGCGCAUGGAUGCGUCUUCACUGCCACAGGAAAUUCUCUGCAGUGCCAAAGCUCUGCCAUUCCUGUCACACAAUGCAGGAUCUGCCCUGAGUAGAGGUGGGUUUGUAGCACUGAGUCCCAUAUCACCCCAAGACCUCUUCAUGCAGCGCUUGGCCCAAGACAGCAUGGAAGAGAGGGAUGAAUACCAACACCAGUAUCACCUUCAGAGUAUGGUGCCAGAGCACAAAGACUUUAGCAGUGUGCUGUGCCCCACUAGCAUGCAGGCUGAUCCUCUGCAAGUGCCAGGGAGAGGCGUCUCUAUCCGAGCCUCUUCCAUGCCUCGCCUGGCGGUAGAGCCACAGGUGUCUUCAGAGAGUAAACUGAUGAAGCGCUCAUUCUCCACGAUCGGUGAUCAGUGUGUGAAUGGCGACUGGCAGGAAGAGUUCUCUCUGGAGAGGGUGAGCCCAGACCGACUGGAAAGACCCAGGCAAAGAAGCUUUAGAGCUGUCAGGUCAAACCUGCGGGAGCCAGUGGACAAAGAGAGAGGACGGUCUAAAGAGCGAAGACACCUGCUGUCUCCAGACGUGUCUCGCUGCAACUCAGAGGAAAGGAGUCAGUCCCAGGAGAGACGCCACUCUCGAUCGCCCAGUGAGGGCAGGAAACACACGACCCUCAGACAGGAAAAUAGUUCAGGCAGCCCAAUUCCCUCCACUUCUGAUUCAGGGACGCCUCGAGGGCGCCGCCAACUCCCACAGACACCUUCUCGGCCUCGGCCCCACAUCUCCUACUCUCCGUUAGUGUGCCGUGCCCAUCCGACACAAGGAGAGGCACGGUCACGGGUACUGCCCACAGAGGAAGGGGAGGGUCCAACCGGGACCGGGCAAGGCACCGCUAUGGCCCACUCUACCCCUCAUCGCUACAUCUCAGAGCCAUACCUGUCACUGCAGGAGGACGUUAACGGUCCAGACUCAAGUGGUGUAGAGGAGACUCUCACUUUUGAGGCUGCCAUGGCAACCAGCCUGGGAUGUUCCAACACCAUCAGCUCUGCUCCACAACUACGUCACAACUGGCAGGUGCCUAACGGGCAUUUCCGUAAACGACUAGCACAAGCCACAUCGGGGACGUCAGGCUGUGAGCUUCUCAGUGACACUGAUGAGGAUGACCGGUGUUAGAUUGACAUUCGGGUUGAUGCCUCUGAACUUUGUGCCUCAAUCUAAGGAAAAAAUAUGCCUGUGUGUGUUUAUUUGUGUGUCUGUGAAUGUGGAGUCUGAUCAGAGAUGUGUAAUCAUCUCCGAAGAACCAUACUAAAGAUUUAAAGAUCA
Messenger RNA from Sinocyclocheilus rhinocerous, 7428 nucleotides. It is a transcript of the gene cacna1ea, whose product is annotated as calcium channel, voltage-dependent, R type, alpha 1E subunit a. The record is from RefSeq and is a predicted model, not a curated record. The transcript is spliced from 48 exons. Gene Ontology annotation, cellular component: neuronal cell body; voltage-gated calcium channel complex; membrane. Gene Ontology annotation, molecular function: high voltage-gated calcium channel activity. Gene Ontology annotation, biological process: chemical synaptic transmission; calcium ion import across plasma membrane. NCBI's taxonomy places the organism in Eukaryota, Metazoa, Chordata, Actinopteri, Cypriniformes, Cyprinidae.